This is a messenger RNA of Lithohypha guttulata, 882 nucleotides long. RefSeq lists its product as uncharacterized. Bases 1 to 882 code for a protein of 293 amino acids. Lineage: Eukaryota; Fungi; Ascomycota; Eurotiomycetes; Chaetothyriales; Trichomeriaceae. The record is from RefSeq and is a predicted model, not a curated record. The transcript has 2 exons.
AUGCCCUCAACUCUGCUACCUUUAACGACAAGCGCACCACUUCUUGCUGCCCCACCAAGCACUUUGCCCAAAGAGAGAUUCGUCCUGUAUCUGCGCCAACAACCGCGAGCAGCACGUGCAGGUCCUGAUGGCAAAGAUCGCAGGACAAUUGAUCCUCCUCCUAUCCUGCAGCUGUUGAUCAAAGAUUUCGAUCUCGAAGAAGAUGGUCGGUACCUCAAGGGUCGUGACUGGGUCGUUCAUGCCAAACUGAUACCUGUUGAGCCGUCCGGCUCAGACACAUCGUCCAUAAAAUCGUUCGCCCACAGUAGCAAAGAGGAAAAUGUGACUCGUUCAUUGCUGGGAACAAUGGUGAGCAGCCCUUUAUAUUGCUCAGAUGACCCUGAUCCAGAAAACGCACCUAAGCAUCCAACGACGAAGCCCUCACCACCGCCGAGCCCGACAAUGAGGUUUAUACAAAGAGCAUCAGCGACUUCGAAGAGUUCCGGAAAAGGCCAAGACGCUCACAAGAAACUGCCAGGAGCAUUCUUCAUCUUCGCAGACCUGUCAGUGCGAAAGGCAGGGCAAUAUCGCCUGGAGUUUCGGCUGAUGAAGAUGGAGCCGUCGGUGCUGGUCCAGAAUAGUGCUGUGCCAACAAUUUCCACUGUCAUCUCCGACAUCUUUGAUGUCGUCAAUGCUAAGGACUUUGAUCAGGUACGUCCAAGCACGAAGUUGGUGAAGGGUCUUCUCGAUCGAGGAGCCGGAUUCCCACUAAAGUUGAAGAAAGGCUUGCGGGAAGGCCAACGUCGCAGACAUCGACCGAGUUUUGACGAGGAUGUUGAGGACGAAGACCACGACGAGCGUGACAAUACCGGAGAUGAGGACCACGAGGAUGACCAUGAUUGA